Molecule: messenger RNA, 657 nt
Organism: Acaulospora morrowiae
Lineage: Eukaryota; Fungi; Glomeromycota; Glomeromycetes; Diversisporales; Acaulosporaceae
Source: the annotation of a GenBank genome assembly
AUGACACAACGAAGCGUUCCUCGUUUAAUUGAAUCUGUAAAACUCCACAACGCAACUGGGGAUGGAUACAAAACAUAUACCCUCAUAACCACCUUCGAAGAUUUCAUACCAUCCCCAGAAACUAGCUCGUACAUAAUUUUUCGUUUCAAAGACGAAUAUAAGAAAUCUCAGAAAUCCGAGAAAUCCGGUAUAAUAUGGGGUUAUAUCUAUGGGAAGUGUUUAGACUUUAUGGAUCGCAUGAAUAAUGCAAUCUCUGUCGAAAGUACGAACAAAAACAUGAAUCACUUUGAUGAUAAAAACUUGAAUCCAUCGGUCUUCGAAGACACAGGCUACAUUUCUGAAAGAAGCUUUGACUCGUUAAACUCCAUUCUUCGAGAAUAUGUAAUUUGCCGUAUCGAUGGUAAUAACAUACUUACCCUUGUUCGUUAUAUUAAAGAAGAAGUCCUAAACUCGUUAAAGAAACGUGAACUCGUCCGUAAAUACAUAUGCCGUUACUGCAAAAAAUUAUAUAAACAUCCAUGCAAUUUAAGAGACCAUGAGCAGGUUCAUUCUAAUAAAAGACUGAAAUGUCGAAUUAAAGGCUGUAAAAAGUCUUAUACAUUAAAAGGAAAUAGAGGACGUCACGAAAAGAGUCAUGCUUCUAUUCUACAAAUAUAA